This is a messenger RNA of Zingiber officinale, 612 nucleotides long. RefSeq names its product protein SPIRAL1-like 5. NCBI's taxonomy places the organism in Eukaryota, Viridiplantae, Streptophyta, Magnoliopsida, Zingiberales, Zingiberaceae. The transcript has 2 exons. Gene Ontology annotation, cellular component: cortical microtubule, transverse to long axis. Gene Ontology annotation, biological process: cortical microtubule organization. Bases 133 to 441 code for a protein of 102 amino acids. The record is from RefSeq and is a predicted model, not a curated record.
UUUUCUCAAGCAAAUUAGCGCUCAAUAGAACUGUUGGUGCAAUUGGCCUGUCACCUAAUCUCCACUCACUUCUUCAAGGAGAGAAGUAAUAAAGGCCAAGAGUCCCGAAAGGAAGAAGAUUCUUGGAGUAGAAUGAGCAGAGGAGGGAGCUUUGGGGGUGGAAAAAGCUCUAUCGGCUACCUCUUCGAUUCAUCAGGUGAGGAAACCGCCAAGCCUCCCUCCGGCGAAGAUGCCAGCCAGAAGAGCAUGCCAAUUCCGAGCCACUCUGCUGCUGCUGCCGCUGCAGCAGACAAAAUUCAAGACACCUCCAACAACUACUCCAGGCCUCAAGGCCAGAACUUGGGCAACUUCAUCACUGGACGUCCAUCUACUAAGGUUCAGUCAGUUCCAGGCGGAAGCUCAUCUCUAGGCUACCUGUUUGGCGAGCAUAAACAAGUAUGAUUUGGAGUUCUGUUCUCGCAUGCCUUCACGAAGCAUUUUGAGUUCAGUGUUCGAGUUUUAAUUCUGAGUGGAUCUUGCUGGAUGAUGUGUGUGUGUGUGUGUGUUUUUCAUGUAGUUUUGCAGAUGAAAUAUUCUUCCAUAAUAACUACUGAUGCCAUGUUGACUGAUGAA